Messenger RNA from Microdochium trichocladiopsis, 1305 nucleotides. Its product is annotated as ketopantoate reductase PanE/ApbA C terminal-domain-containing protein. Lineage: Eukaryota; Fungi; Ascomycota; Sordariomycetes; Xylariales; Microdochiaceae. Gene Ontology annotation, molecular function: 2-dehydropantoate 2-reductase activity; NADP binding. Bases 1 to 1305 code for a protein of 434 amino acids. Gene Ontology annotation, cellular component: cytoplasm; mitochondrion. The transcript has a single exon. The record is from RefSeq and is a predicted model, not a curated record.
AUGACUAUUCGAUCUCUCAGUAGUCGCAGUAGCAGUACACAAUUAUAUGCCUGGACGCUGGCAAAUCUCGACGACAGGCUGCAGGGCUCGCGGUUCUUGACUGAUCGAAGACCAGCUGCCACGCCCCACACCAACGAACAACGCAUUUACAUCUUAGGGAUUGGGAACGUGGGACGCCUGUUUGCCGCAUGUCUUGCCAAGCUCGAGGCCAGGCUCCCUAUCACGCUGGUGGUCAAUCGGCUAGAGCUGCUUCAGGAGUGGGCAAAGUCGCCGGGCGUUGAAAUGGUUAGAAAUGGGACAUCUCAACGGAUCACGGAGUUUGACAUUGAAUGGUGGACGGAUCAGCCACCACCACAAGGCCCAAUCCGUGAGCCAGCUUCUGGGCAAACUAUCAACAAUCUCAUCAUCACGACCAAAGCCUCCCAGGCUCUUCCACAGGUGGACCGCCUGUUGCCAUACCUUGACCAGUCAUCCACGAUUGCUUUUGCACAGAAUGGCAUGUGUAAACUCUGGCCACCACUUGGAGCUAUAUAUGUCAAAGAUCGAUUUCCUCCUGGUUCGGAGCCCUCCUGGCUUGCCUGUGUUGUCACACACGGAGUGACAUCGCUUGGUCCUUUCAAAAGUUUACACGCCUCUCCGGCUGGAGUCAUGGUAGGAUCCGUCUCGAACUCCAAGUCUGGGCCAGCCACGAGCAGCUCGAACUUCCUCUCAAGGCAGCUUUGCAACGCUCCAGAUCUCGAAGCCAAGUCUGUCUCGCAACAGCAGCUGUGGAUUGCCCAGCUUGAGAAGCUAGCGGUCAAUAUUGUCAUCAACCCCCUCACCGCGAUUCUAAAUUGCAAGAACGGCGAGAUCUUGGUUGACAGAGGAGAUGAUCUGCCAAAGUUGAUCAGAACUUUGCUCAGUGAGACCUCGCAGGUUUUUCAGGCCCUGGUCGAAGACGCCAGUAGCGAAUCUGUACUCGUGGACGACGACACCAGGCACGAAAGCCAAUGUGACUCUGCGCGUCUGGCGAUGGCUCGAGCUGCUCUCAUCAAACGCUUCUCCCCUGACAAUUUGAUGGCUAUAGUAUACAGCGUUGGGGCAAAGGUUGCAGAAAACACAAGCUCAAUGCUCCAGGAUACCCUCUGUGGAAAGCCGACCGAGAUCCAUGAUCUCAACGGAUGGCUGAUCGAGACCCAGAAAGCCCUUUGUGCCGGCAAGUCGCGGCUCCCAGUCAACCAGGCGCUGAUUGACUUGGUGACCCGGGGUGAGAAGCUCGGUCGGAAAGAGCUCUGCGACUACCUCCUCUCAUUCUCACCUCAAUGA